AUGUCCAUCAACAUCUAUGGUAAUAUCACUUUGGUGGGAAACUCUUCCAUCACUACCACCCGUAUUAGCCGAAGGCGCCCACGUUGUCAGCAAACUCGACCGGAAGUUGAAGACCUCGCAAUUGGCAAUGUGCCCAAUGAAGAUGCGGCCGUAGAACAUCAACAUCAAGCUAUAGAACAUCAACCUCAUGUAUUAGAACGACCGGAAGUUGAAGACCUCGCAAUCGCCAAUGUGCCAAAUGAAGAUGUGGCCGUAGAACAUCAAAAUCAAGAGAUAGAACUUCAACCUCAUGUAUUAGAACAUCAGCCUCCACUUCGUCAAAAUCAUCAAGUAGCUCAACAACCAAGAAGGAACAAUCGGCCCCUCCAGCGUAGAUCGUCAAGAAUCGCCCGGCGUGCCAAUCUCAUCCGCAGACCUAUCCGCCGGCGCAGACUCCCACUUCCGUCCGUCCAUGAGGAUCCCUACUUCUGGACCAGCAUCUGGAGCUUACCCCCAAAUCUCCGCAUGUACCUUUCCCCUGAGUGGCAACCGGUCUGGUGCACUCAAAAUCUUCUUCGACAAAUACUCUGGCACUUCAAGCCAAACCUGCAAAUCCCGUGUGGCACGCUGAAAGCAGAACUCAUAGAACUCUUUCAAUCCCAUGUUGUCUAUCACUACGGUGCUUACUAUGGAAUUUAA
Messenger RNA from Melampsora larici-populina 98AG31, 678 nucleotides. RefSeq lists its product as uncharacterized. The coding region runs from base 1 to 678 and encodes 225 amino acids. The record is from RefSeq and is a predicted model, not a curated record. Lineage: Eukaryota; Fungi; Basidiomycota; Pucciniomycetes; Pucciniales; Melampsoraceae. The transcript has a single exon.